This is a messenger RNA of Effrenium voratum, 2811 nucleotides long. NCBI's taxonomy places the organism in Eukaryota, Dinophyceae, Suessiales, Symbiodiniaceae. The record is from the annotation of a GenBank genome assembly.
AUGCCCUCCGUGUCUGACAAGAUCAAUGAGAUCGGCUUCGGGCUGUAUCAGCUCCAUGUCCUCCUGCUUUGCGGAGGCGUGGUGGUGGUGGAGGCCGCCGGCAUGCAGACCGCCGCAGCGCUGAGCUCCGCCAUCAUGCAGGAGACGAUUCGAGCCACGCGCCCGCGAGCCCCGAGCGGCGCGUACGGCGCGUACGGAACGGUAUGCGCCAUGCGAGCGGCGCGCUCGGCCCUCGUGGCGUUGCCGAUCGCAGUCCUCGGCUUCGGUGUGUGGCGAUGGCGAUGGCUGGGGGAGCCGGGUGUCACGCGGCGUCUGGCUUCGGACACGGACCUGGACAUCUUCGAGGGUCUGUGCGCUGAGGCGGCCACAGAUCUCGGCGCCAACGUGUCGCGCCCCUUCAGCGCCUUUCUGCCCGAGAGGGUGCAGCAGACUUGUAGGGAGCAGAAGCCUCCAAAAGGCUCCUGGCUGCACGAAGGCCGGGACUGGUGCUGGGUGGCCACGAAGCGCCGCGCCUGCUACGGGCACCACACCUGGCGGGAGGCGCAGCAGGCCGCCUUCCAAGCGCGCGCCGCGCCCGCGACGGACGACACGACGCUGGAGGCCUUGCGGCGCCCGGAGCUCUGCGAUCAGCCCUCGCAUGGCGCCGUGCUGGCGCCCGCCGCGUCGGAGCAGGGGAAGGUCACCUUUCGCAUCCAGCGCCAGGAAGCGGAGUUCUGGUUCGACCGGACCGUGGCGGUCUAUGUCUUGAAUCUGGCCUCCGCGAGCACGCGCUGGGAGCGCAUGUCCUCGCGCUUGAAACAGCUGGGCAUCAAUGCCACCCGCGUGGACGGGGUGGACGUGUCGGAGGGGAUGGAGCAGGCGCGGAAGGAAGGCCUGGUGCCCUUUGACUGGAACUUCAGCUCGGCCAAGCAGAGGAUGGUGCGGCUCUUGCGGAACAGCUCUGAGGAGGCGGCGCGGCGGUACCUUGAGUCCUACGGCCUGGGCACCGUGGGCUGCGCGGCAGGGCACCUGCGCGCGCUGUGGACCGCCGCCGCCGGCGCCAGCGUCGAGAGGCGACAGCCGCUGGUGUUGAUCCUGGAGGACGACGUGUGGCUGGAGGACGACUUCCAGCUGCGGCUCCGGCGGCUGCUGAGAAGCGAGGCGCCUUGCGACUGGCAGGUCAUCUCCCUGCGGUCCCAGUGCCCCUACGGCGCCUGCGUGGCGCCGCAGCUGGCGAGGAUCCAGCCGGACGUGAACGAGCCGGAGGAGAUGUGCAGGCACGGGGUGAGCUACGGCUUCUACGCCAUGCUCUACCGAGCGUCCUCUUUGGUCCAAAUCGCCAACGCGCUGCACGGGGCCAUUUGGAACGCCUCGGCGCCCGGGUGCCUGGCCAACGACGUGGCACUGGCGGCGGUCUCCGACCGGAUCCGCUACUACGCGGUCCCUUCUUCUCAGGUCCCCGGAUUCGUGCAGCACGGGGACGGGCUGUCAGUGAGAAGCGAGCUGAAUCGGAAAGGAGAGGCGUGGCUGGACAUGGUGCUGCUGAAGAAGCGACAAAGCGAGCACAAGGUCAAGGGGGACCUGGCGCAAGAGGCCCAGAUGCUGGCGACCUAUCUGGGCUUCGCCCUGGGCACGCUGUCCUCAGGCUCGCUGGGCGACUGGGCUGGCCGGCGCCUGCCCAUACUGCUGGCCUACUGCGGCAUGACGGUUUCGGCGCUAGGCCUCUUCUUGACGCGCUCCUACCUGGCGCUCUGCUGCGGCUUCGGCUGCUUCGGCCUCUUCGCGGGGCUGGGCAUCCCCGCGGCCUUCAUCGCGGUGGCGGAGGUGUCCCCCAGCCGGCUGCGGGGCGUAUUGAACGCCACCAUGGCUUUGGCCUUCUGCAGCGGCGAGGUCUGGAGCGCUCUGGGCUUCCGCCUGCUGCUGCCGGACUUGGUGGGCAAGAGCUGGCAGAGCAUGCUCCUGUGGAUCACCAUCCCGCCGGUGCUUCUGCUGGUCUUCGCUUUCCUCAGCCCCGUGAGCCGCCACGACACCCCUUACUUCCUAGCGGCGCGAGGGCAGGAGGACCUGCGAGAGGGCAUGGAGCUUAUGGCCCGGAUGAACGGCAGAAGCGCCCGGGAGCCUGCGGUGGUUCAGGGCCUUUCGGACCUGGUGCCCCACCACGGCACGCAGGAGAAGGCCAUCACCAUCACCGAGGCUUUGAAGACUUUGACCAGCCGCGAGCACAUGCUCAGCGUGCUGGCGCUGUCUGUGAUGUUCUUCGUGAAGGAUCUCGCCUUUUACGGCAUGGGCGCCUUCUGGCCUUUGGCCUGGCGCCGGACCUCCAUCCUCGGGGAGGCCAAGGCCGCCACCGAGUUGUUGUGCACCGCCGCGUUGGGGCUGCCGGGGGUGGUGGUGGCCAUGCUGCUCACCUUCAGCCUGCCCAGGCGGGCGGCCUACUCCAUGGCCGCCACGAUCUGCGCUGCGGGGGUCUAUGCGGUGCACGGGAUACUGGACAAAGAAACGGCCAUCGGGGUGACUGGCGUGGUCUUGUACAAAGUCUUCUACCCCACCGCGCAGAUGACGACCUUCCUGCUCCCCUCAGAGGUCUUCAGUACCCAGAUCCGCGUCUGGAGCAUGUCCAUCAUCUCCUUCUGCGGGCGUAUGGCGCCCCUGGUGGUGCCGUUUGUGAUGCACAGCUCACAGCGGCUCUUCCUCUUUCUCACCAUGAGCUUCUUCCUGCUGGCCUCGCUGCUGGUGUUCCUUUUCCUCCCAGAGACCAAGGAUCAAGAGCUGCGAAGCAACGGGGUGCGUUUGGAGAAGUCCAAGGAAAAGGGAUACGGAGCAGCGGACUGA